AUGAGCCCCAGCUAUGAAACUGAUGCCGUCGGACUCGGACGCGCCUCGGCGACCAUCGCGGCGGCUCAUACUCGUCGUACAGGUACUGACAAGCACGCUUUUGAGAAUGCAAAGGCAGCCGCCGGGAUCGCACUCGAGGCGCUGAACCUGGUGGCUGCGCUAGGAGAGAAUGUGCCGUACUUGGGAGCCAUCGCUACAGCCUUGACGGCAUUCAAGAGAGUCAUGGAUGAAGUCGAUGCUUGCAAAGAAGGCUGUCGAGCGGCGAUGAAAGAUGCAGAGGCAUUCGAGAACCUGCUCUACGAGUUCCAGGCGGAAUGGGGCUAUGUAGAGAGCAAUGGGAAAGACGCGCUUCACCAAGCCUUCCGAGAUGCAGGAAACUCUGUUCUCGCCUGCUUGUAUGCUCUACAAUCCGCAAAGGUCGAUUCGCAACGCUGGAGGGACCGCCUCAAACUCGUGUUCAAGCGAGAUGAACUUCAGGCCACGACACGUGAAUGCCGCCUCAGGAUGAAGAUUGCCAAAGAGCGAUUCAGUAUGACAGUAGCUAUGGACACCAACCGCCUAGUACAUAGAAUACACCGACACUUACAGCCUGUGGGUGCGGUGCGAGGCCCUACAUCCACUCUAGAGACAAGUUGGCGGCGUCGUGCAGCUCCGGCGAUGUUCUUCGGCCGUGAAGCCGAAGUUGAUCAGGCGAUUGAUCUUAUCUCGCAUCAGCAUCCUGCUCGCGUUGCUAUUCUAGGCUCUGGCGGGAUCGGCAAAACAUCUAUCGCUCUAUCAGUCCUACACCAUCCUGGUGUACUAGCACUUUACGGGGAUCGACGUUGUUUUGUAUCAUGCGAGGCCAUCGCCUCUGCUGAUGGACUCAUUCGUGCCCUAUCAGAGGCUACAAACUUGAACGUUGAGAGCGACACAUCCGCCGAGUCUGCUCGCCAUCGUCUUCUGUCUCAUUUGACAGCCUCUGAAGCGGGCGUGAUCUGUCUCGAUAAUAUGGAAACUCCGUGGAAUACGGACAUGGUGGCGAUCGAGGGCCUACUUGCUGAUCUUGCUUCUCUUCCGUCGACAGCAUUGAUUGUGACGAGCCGUGUCAUGGACACUCCUCUCAUCGAAUGGUCAACUCCUGCUCUGGAACCUAUAAUGCCAUUCUCGGUCAAAGCUGCGCUGCAGACUUGGGAUGUUAUCUGCAAGAGACAUGACCAUCACGCAGUCAAACUAGUCAAUGCCGUGGAAUGUGUGCCUUUGGCGGUUGUCCUGCUUGCACGUCUGGCAAGAUUUGAACCAGCCAGAGACAUUUGGCGUCGUUGGGAAAAGGACCAUACAGAUCUCAUACAUCUUCACGAUGUCGGCCAUCGUCUAAACAACCUGGCCGUAUCAAUUGAACUUUCCCUCCGGGCUCUUCAUGACCAAGACGCCGUUGACAUACUCAGUAUCCUCAGUAUCUUUCCUUACGGGCUCAAGGAGGAUGAUAUCUCCCGGUUUGAAGAUAUACUGGAACAUCGAUACUCUGUCAGACGUGCCAUCGCUACCUUGCAACGGUACUCUCUUGCCUACAUCGAUGACCACGAGUGGUAUCUCGACGUCCGCGUCGUGCGCGUGCUCUCGCCCAUUCGCCACCAUAUAUCGCAAUGA
This is a messenger RNA of Peniophora sp. CBMAI 1063, 1626 nucleotides long. Lineage: Eukaryota; Fungi; Basidiomycota; Agaricomycetes; Russulales; Peniophoraceae. The record is from the annotation of a GenBank genome assembly.